Molecule: messenger RNA, 2733 nt
Organism: Aedes albopictus (Asian tiger mosquito)
Lineage: Eukaryota; Metazoa; Arthropoda; Insecta; Diptera; Culicidae
Product: solute carrier family 35 member C2
Exons: 6
Coding region: 578-2011 (477 amino acids)
Biological process (GO): UDP-glucose transmembrane transport
Cellular component (GO): cis-Golgi network; endoplasmic reticulum-Golgi intermediate compartment; Golgi apparatus
Molecular function (GO): antiporter activity
Source: RefSeq, a predicted model, not a curated record
CAAAGCAAGCACGCAAGCGAAACGUCAUCGCACACCGUGUCAUGGCUUUAGUAGAAGAAAAUUCAAGUGUGAUUGCGAGAGUACAACAAAACUAGCUGCUGGAGCGAUUGCACGAGCCGCGCGAUGUGAAAAACAAAUCGGAAUCGGAAACGGAUCAAAAGUUUAUAAUCGGAAAAUUGGCCACCUUCGCGAAUCGGCCUUUUCCCGACCGGAUCUAGUUAGCCGGGAAGGAGACAGUACAGUUUGGUGGUUUUGCGCGACGGCUGCUGAGAUCAUCGCGACUGGACGAUUCGAACAGCCAGCAACCAUAUGGAGAAAGGAUCGACAUUCGUGGCAGAAAAUUAUCGGAAUUAGCUAAUAUUCGGAUUAUACUACAACAGUUGCAGGCAUGAAUCCCACCAGAAGUAGCUGCUAGAGCCCGUUAAAAAAACACCCUACAUUCCGGUCAUCCAACAGGGAAACUUCCCUCAUUCCCAGUAACUACCACUCGACCAAUACAGAGACAGCAUCAUAUCACUUAGAACCUAAGGCAAUCAAUCAGUCCCACUACGCAAACAUCCACACCCAACGAUCGACUAUGACCAACAUCAAGUAUGAACGGGUCAAGCAAACCAUCGAUCACGAACCCCAGAACGAGGAAAUCGAACUGGAAGGUGAGACUCAAGUGCGCCGCCAUGGCCUGGGCGGAUCCAAGAGCCACCAGUACGUAGUGGCCAGCAGUCGGUCCGCGGGUGGCGCAGGACCGACCGCGAAGCGGAAAAGCUUCACCCACACCAUCGUAGUCACGCUGAUCCUGAUCCUGUGCUACUUCACGCUCUCGAUCGGGCUCACCUUCUACCAGCGGCGAUUGCUGCAGGAACUCAAAUUCCCGCUGUCGGUGGUGCUAUACCACCUGUGCGUUAAACUAGUCAUGUCCGCCGUGGUACGGGCUAUCCUACGUUGUGCCACCAAGAAGAAACGCAUCCUGCUGGACUGGAGAACGUCGGUACGGAAAAUCCUGCCCACCGGGUUGGCCAGUGGGAUCGAUAUUGGGUUCUCCAACUGGGGACUGGAGCUGGUGCAGAUCUCACUAUACACAAUGACGAAGUCCACCACGAUCGUAUUCAUUUUAAUAUUUGCCAUUUUGCUGAAACUGGAAAAGAAGAGCUGGUCCCUGGCGGCCAUUGUGGUGAUGAUAUCCGGCGGAUUGUUCCUUUUCACGUACAAAUCAACGCACUUCGACGCGCUGGGAUUCUCGUUCCUGCUGUUCGCCUCGUUGUCAAGUGGAAUACGCUGGUCGUUCGCCCAGCUUAUCAUGCAGAAGUCCAAGCUGGGCCUGCACAACCCGAUCGAUAUGAUCUUCCAUAUGCAACCGUGGAUGAUACUGGCCGUGCUGCCGUUUACGAUUGGAUUUGAAGGAAAGCGUAUAUUUGAUGGCUUAAACGUUGUCAUGCAGACCGACACUUCAAUUGUAAUGGAUAUGUGGCUUAAAAUUUCGAUAGGCGCAUUCAUCGCGUUCGCUAUGGAAGUGAGUGAGUUCCUAGUGCUGUGCAGUACGUCCAGUUUGACGCUGUCAGUGGCAGGGAUAUUCAAGGAAAUCUGCCAGCUGGUUCUGGCAGUGGAACUGUACGGCGACCAGCUCAGCCUGAUCAACGUGCUUGGCCUGGUGAUGUGUCUCGGAGGCAUAUGCUGCCACGUGGUGCACAAGUUCUGGACCUAUACCGACGAGCAGCAGUCGAUUGACACCUACAGCGGCUACGAUGAUGACGAAGACGAAUCCACCGCUGUAGUUGGACACAAUGGUCUUUCGUCGUCGCCCAAGUACAACCCAAAGUUCGAUCUGACCACUACUGCGCGCUUCAAUAAGGCCACCGGUCAACAACGGCCCCUAUUGGUGAACGAGAAUCGAGACGCAGAGGAUUCGGACCACCUGGUGGUGAACAACCGGAACUACGUCUCAGACGAUAGUGAUCAGGGCGAACACGACACUCAGGACGUGCUAUUCGAUAUACUGAAAAGGCGCGAGCGAUAACUUUUUUGAGGACCCCUACUACCACUGACCUUAUUAUUCUAACGUACAUUACGAUCGCCUACUUUGAUUUGUUAACUCUACGCUUAUCGAUCACUCCUUGCAGGGGCGAUGCCCAGAGUGGGAACUGAAUUUGAAAUUCCGACUAGUUUUGUUACGAUUUGUACAUUCGUUUUAAUAUCUAUUAGUUAGUUAAUUUUACCAUACGAUGGCAUUGUAUAUUUAUAUAGUUAACUAUUUAUGUAGUUUUCUUCCAUUUUCCCCACCGAAGCGGUGGAAAUAUUUGUGAAUAUAUUAUCUUUUGCAACUACAGUGAAAUCUAUCCAAUAUUUUUAAUUAGAACGAAGCAUCAUUUCCGUUGUAACGGCAUUUAAAUAUGAUACAGUGUUACCAGCACUAUUAAGUGACAAAAAGUCCCACAUUUCCACGUGAAUGGUAUAAACUAGUAACCCCGUUGAGUACGAAAAAUAUACGAUAACAAAAUUAUAAAGCAAAAAUAACCUGAUGUAAGAACGAUCGUGAUAACUGCUUAUGUUCAAACAAUUUUUUUGUAUACAAAUAUUCACCGACAUACCACAACACUCGCCAAUCUAUCGCGCGCGCGUUCAAUAUGUGCACAUCUUUUACGUUUUAUGUUUAUAAAUCAAUGUAUUUGAAAAACAAAUAUGGGAAUCAAAAAUCACAACCCAUAACUGAAAUAUAUAGGUAGUGUUCUGGGAAAGUAA